Messenger RNA from Lonchura striata (white-rumped munia), 4626 nucleotides. RefSeq names its product HID1 domain containing (gene HID1). The record is from RefSeq and is a predicted model, not a curated record. Gene Ontology annotation, cellular component: Golgi medial cisterna; Golgi trans cisterna; membrane. Lineage: Eukaryota; Metazoa; Chordata; Aves; Passeriformes; Estrildidae.
CGGGGCGGGAUGUAGGGAUGGAGAGCUGGCGGAGGAGGAGCCUCGGGCGGAGAGCGGGGAGGGCCGGACCGGCGAGCCCCGGUUUGACAGGAGGAGGCAGGGAGGCAGCGGGACCCGGCGGCGCGGGGACGGGGAUGGCGUUAGCGGCGGCGUGAGGGGACAGCCCUGCCCGGCCCUGCCCGCACCAUGGGCAGCGCCGACUCCAAGCUUAACUUCAGGAAGGCGGUGAUCCAGCUCACCACCAAGACCCAGCCUGUGGAGGCCACAGAUAAUGCCUUUUGGGACCAGUUCUGGGCAGACACAGCCACUUCAGUGCAGGAUGUCUUUGCUCUUGUACCAGCUGCAGAGAUCCGAGCAGUGAGAGAAGAAUCACCAUCAAAUUUGGCAACUUUGUGUUACAAGGCUGUGGAGAAGCUGGUGCAGGGAGCAGAGAGUGGCUGCCACACUGAGAAGGAAAGACAAAUUGUCUUGAACUGCUGUCGACUCCUCACCCGUAUCCUGCCUUACAUCUUUGAGGACCCAGACUGGAGAGGUUUCUUUUGGUCAACUGUCCCUGGAGCUGGCCGAGGAGGGGGAGAUGAAGAUGAUGAAAAUGCCCGGCCACUGGCUGAGUCCUUGCUCCUCGCUGUCACAGAUCUGCUCUUUUGUCCUGACUUCACUGUGCAGAGCCACCGGAGGAGCACGGUGGACACAGCAGAAGAUAUCCACUCCAUUGACAGUUGUGAGUACAUCUGGGAGGCAGGAGUGGGCUUUGCUCAUUCUCCACAGCCCAACUACAUCCAUGACUUGAACAGGACAGAGCUGCUGAAGCUGUUGCUGACCUGUUUCUCUGAGGCCAUGUACCUGCCUCCCUCCUCAGACAGCAGCAACACCAAUCCCUGGGUACAGUUUUUCUGCUCUACAGAGAACAGACAUGCACUCCCACUCUUUACCUCACUCCUGAAUGUCGUCUGUGCCUACGACCCCGUGGGUUAUGGGAUUCCUUACAAUCACCUGCUCUUCUCUGACUACCGCGAGCCGCUGGUGGAGGAGGCGGCCCAGGUGCUGAUCGUCACCUUGGACUAUGACAGCUCCACCAGUUCAAGUCCCACUGUGGAUGGCACAACCACUGGCACAGCCAUGGAUGAUGUGGAUCCUCCUGGACCAGACAAUCUGUUUGUGAAUUACCUCUCAAGGAUACACCGGGAAGAGGAUUUCCAGUUCAUCCUGAAAGGAGUGGCUCGCUUGUUAUCAAACCCACUGGUUCAGACCUACCUGCCAAACUCUGCCAAGAAGAUACAAUUCCAUCAGGAACUCCUUGUCCUCUUCUGGAAACUCUGUGACUUCAACAAGAAAUUCCUUUUCUUUGUGCUGAAGAGCAGCGAUGUUCUGGACAUUCUUGUCCCAAUCCUGUAUUUUCUCAAUGAUGCCAGAGCAGACCAGUCACGAGUGGGCUUGAUGCACAUUGGGGUCUUUAUCCUCCUGCUCCUCAGUGGGGAGCGUAACUUUGGGGUGCGACUGAACAAGCCGUAUUCUGUACGAGUGCCUAUGGACAUCCCUGUCUUCACAGGGACACAUGCAGAUCUGCUCAUCAUAGUCUUUCACAAGAUCAUCACCAGCGGGCACCAGCGGCUGCAGCCCCUCUUUGACUGUCUGCUCACCAUCGUUGUGAACGUGUCUCCAUACCUGAAGUCUCUCUCCAUGGUGGCUGCUAACAAGUUACUACAUCUUUUGGAGGCUUUUUCCACCACCUGGUUCCUAUUCUCUGCUGUCCAGAACCAUCAUCUUGUUUUCUUCUUGCUGGAAGUUUUCAACAACAUCAUUCAGUAUCAGUUUGAUGGGAACUCCAAUUUGGUCUAUGCUGUUAUCCGCAAGAGGAACGUCUUUCACCAGCUGGCCAACCUGCCCACGGACUCCCAGUCCAUCCAGAAGGGGCUGCAGCGCAAGAAGAAAACCCCUGAACCCAUUUCUCGCACCAACUCCCAGGACGGGGUCUCCAUGGAAGGGUCACGUCCUGCUGCCCCUGCUGAGCCAGGGACGCUGAAGACCAGUCUGGUGGCUACUCCAGGGAUUGACAAGCUCACAGAGAAGUCCCAGGUGUCAGAGGAUGGGACCAUGCGUUCACUGGAGCCUGAGGCUUCCCAGCUGUCACCAGAGGGAAACCCACCUGCAGCCCUGAGUGAUGGGGAGCCCUGGAGUGGGGAGGCAUCACAUUCCCGGCGGGAACGAAGGCGUCUGUCUAGUGCAUCCUCCAGUGGACAGUGGACUCCAACUCCUGACUGGGUGAUGUCUUGGAAGUCAAAGCUUCCCCUGCAGACAAUCAUGCGGCUCUUACAGGUGCUGGUCCCUCAGGUGGAGAAGAUCUGCAUUGACAAGGGUCUCACGGAUGAGUCGGAGAUCCUCAAGUUCCUGCAGCAUGGCACCUUGGUGGGGCUGCUGCCAGUGCCUCACCCCAUCCUCAUCCGCAAGUACCAGGCAAACUCAGGCACUGCCAUGUGGUUCCGCACCUACAUGUGGGGAGUUAUUUAUUUGAGGAAUGUGGAUCCCCCGAUCUGGUAUGACACAGAUGUUAAGCUGUUUGAAAUUCAACGGGUCUGAAGAGAGCACUUAACCUCUACUGAGACAAAUACACUGGAUCUAAGGACUGUGGCGUGCUGCUUCAUCACAGCUAUUCCUGCAUUUCACAUCCAGCUGAGAGACCAAAAGGACAAUCACUUCAUUUACCUCCCUGUCAUUUAAAGCUUUAAUCGGGACCUGCUUGGACAUCCCUCCCCCCAGCUCACUUCUCUUUCCUCACCCUUCACCACAAACCUUGAGUUAAAGAUAUCUAAGGGAUUGUCCAUUGUUGUGGUUGCACUAGAAAUCAGACUGUUCUUAGCUCCUCUGUUACUCUUUUGCUUCUGAAUGUGGUUUGAAAACCAAUCUGACCCUGUCCUUGCCCUGGUCAGAGUCAGCAUUUAAUUGAAAAAUACUAACUGUAAAUUGGAUGCAAAGGGAGAAGCUGCUAUUCCUGCAGGACACAGGGUUUGGAAACUGCAGUUACUUCCAUGUAGCUCCAUAGAGUUUCCAGGGCAUCCCUUCUGGCUGCAGGUGUCUCCCUGGUGUCUCAGUUGCAUAUAGGGAAGUCUUUCCCACCUAAAUGAAAGGAGAAGAUGUUGAAGGAAAACUUUGUGUCUCAGUUCUGAAUCUCUCUAGUCCUUUCCUGGAAAGCUGCUUGAGAAGUUUUGUUGGUGUGGCUCAGAAGUUUUUCCUUGGCUUUCAAGCCCAGCAGCCUGUCCUUCAUGGUGGACUGUUGCAAAGGAGCCUGUCUUACUUUUAAAGGCCCUCUUUAAUCCAUGUGAGCACACUGGAGGAAGGGACUGGCUCAGUGAGAGCAAGGAGAAGAGACCUGACUUAAACUCUUUUAAGUCUUCUCCUGUGGCUAAAAGGACACUGUCACCUGGGUUUGAAAGGAACCAUAUCCUUCCAUCUUUGCCUGGCAGGUUGAUGCAAUGCAGGGAGCAGAAGGAUCUUUUGCACACUACUGUUAAGGCAAGGGUUUGAGGGAGGCACUCAGGGAAGUUGUAGGAGGAGUUUGGAAGUUGUAGGAGGAAAAGCAUCUCCAUGUUAGUAGGGAGUGGAAAGUGCUGAGGCAAAGUGAAAUUCUUCAGGGCAUUUUGCUUAUUGACCAAGUUACUGGAUCUUGAAUGUAUUGGGUCCCAAGCACAUGUAAAUUUUGGGAAGCCAGAAUGGAAAUUGGUGGGAGAUCCACUGUUGCUGGCUUGGUUCAGCAUCGUGCGAUUACACAUUGGUGAGUGGAGACACCCUGGGGUUUGAGUCAAAUUUUAUGUUCUGCUGGUAGGGGCUGCUGUCUUAGACUCACAUGGUCUGUAGGCAAUGAAAUGUGAGGAGUCCUGUCAUGAACUGAGACCUUUCCAUCAAAGCAUAAUCCUUGGUGCUCUUUUAUUCAGGCUCUUGGGAGGACUGCUGGCCUUGAGCUGUUUGCCACAGGUUAGACCCAGUGGCAUCACUGCAUGGAAACAGGUCUGUCACAUUCAGUACAGGGACAGUGUGGCACACACUGCUGGCCUAAGCUUUGCAGCUGCAGUGGUAACAGCAUCACCAUUCUCUCCCAGACAGCUGCCUAUAGUCUGGUGGUUGAAAGAAAAUGGAGUCCUAGGCCAGUAGAAAGUGAAAUAAAAUUGGAAUGGUUUUCUGAAGGAUAAGAAAUAUGUGAAAUAGAGAGAGGUUAUUCCCCCACCUGCCUCCCAUCUCCAACCCACUUUGCCACCCAGCACUACUCCCAUCCUGACCUCACCUCUGUUCAGGUGUAAACAGGGUGAGGGCUCUGUUUCACUUGGAGAACCUCAUGUAUAAGAAUGUGAUUUGGUGGGGCCAGGCUCUGAUUGUAUGGCACUCGCACCUCACAGCUGGAACGGGGCCUCCCGUGUCCCACGUGCUUUGCCUCUUCCCUCCCAUGGAUCUGCUGGUUCUCAUGAUCUCUUCCAUCCUCUCUUUUCUGCUUUGUUUCUUUGUGAGUUCCUCUGGAAGCCGUUUUGUUUGUUUCUUGGUGUUUGGAGUCUGAUCCUUGUCCUGUGGAAAUCAACUUGCACUGUAAACUCUUUGCUUACUUACAGACAGAAAGAUAAAGAUUAACUGAAACAUGCA